CUGUACAUGAACAUGGAAACUGGUUCAGUAGGGUUAAACCACUACGCAAUAUGCAAACUCUUUUUCGGUGACCAGCGUGAUUAUCACUAGUUGUAUUAUCUGAGAUGUAUCUAUACCAGCUCAACAUGUGAUUCUUGGUGCUAUUUAGGAUGGAUGUAUUCAAUUCAAUGAUUCUCAGGAGUGUUUGUCUCGUCGUGGUGUUGUGGUCGUUCGGUACAUCAGCUCAGGACACAUGCCAUUGCUUGAACCCAACCCAGUGUGCCAACUUCCGGGAACAAGGAUGUUCCCCAUGUCAGUCUCCAUGGUGGGGGCCCUACUGUCAAGCACAAAACAUAGCUUACUCCCAAGUCACCCAACAGAAAAGCGUGUACGUUGAGUAUGAUGCACUGGGAAACAUCGUCAGUAUAGGUAACAGUAACCUCGCAGUAGAUGGCAGCAAGACUACGACUGACAUAAGGACCUGUGCUCGGACGUUACGAUAUACUACAGGAACAUAUUUCACCUUGCGUCUACCUUCGUCACCACGGAUCGCUGGCAUUCGGGUAUAUUUCCCUAUUAUAGGAGAUUCCCUAGAAGGUCUUCAGAUCCUUGUGGAUGGCGAUCUGUGUUACGAGUCUACCACAGCGACAUUGCCAGUUGACAUACCGUGUUCGACAACAUUGAUAGGGAGUAACAUUACUCUGUACCUACCUCGUGAAAGAUAUCUGUCGGUGUGUGAGAUUGAGGUCAACGUAUGUGGCGAUGGCUGGUAUGGUGCCCAGUGCGAGAAACGAUGCACAUGCAAGGAGACUGACCCUAUCUGCAACCCCAUCAAUGGUGCUUGUCCUUCCGGUUGUCCAGAUGGCUAUGGCGACGUGGACUGCAAAGUAUGUGCCGACGGUCGUUACGGCACCAACUGCUCCGCUGUGUGCGGCAACUGCUUGAACGGGGUGAUUUGCGAUAAGACGACGGGAGUGUGUCCAAACGGCUGUACUGUGGGGUUCUUCACAUCAAAGUGCAAUACACAAUGUAGCGAUGGAAGAUUCGGUCCUCAGUGCGCGUCUGUGUGUGGGUCGUGUCAGAACAAACAGCCUUGUGACAAGCAGACAGGGGCAUGUCCGGCUGGAUGUGCUCCCGGCUAUUCUGGGAUUAUGUGUUCAACACCUUGCAAUGCCGGGACGUAUGGCACCAGCUGCCAGUUUGCUUGUGGACGAUGUCGUAAUGGUGAUGUAUGUGACACAGUGUCGGGGAUGUGCUUCAAGGGAUGUGAUGCUGGGUGGACGGGCGUUACGUGCAAUACAGAAUGUGGAUUAGGGACGUUUGGUCAAGACUGUGUCCAGACGUGCGGACACUGUAAAGUGAACACUGUGUGUAGCACUGUCAACGGAUUCUGUCCUGAAGGAUGCAGUCCGGGUUUUGCAGGGGCGAUCUGUCAAACAGAAUGUCCGUCCUUCACCUAUGGGUCCAGCUGUAGUAACAGAUGUGGACAAUGUAAAGACUCAACGCCUUGCGAUAAGAUCACUGGCUUGUGUCCUGGCGACUGCCAACCAGGGUACAAACGGCCUUACUGUCGAUCAGCAUGUGAUGAUGGGACAUACGGUGCCAACUGUGAAUCUUCCUGUGGAUCGUGUCGAAACAAGGCACCGUGUGAUAAAGUGACCGGAAGUUGUCCUAGCGGUUGUGACCCUGGGAAAACUGGUAACCUCUGCGUGGAAGAUUGUGCGGAAGGUACCUACGGCUCUGGCUGUUCAUUCAACUGUGGCCGAUGUCGACCAGGGGUGGUGUGUGACCGGGUGGAUGGCUCUUGUCCGUCCGGGUGUCAGGACGGAUACAACGGAACGCUAUGCCUGCAAACUUGUCCAAGGGGCACCUAUGGCUUUAGCUGUUUCAAGAGAUGCGGUCAGUGUCUUGACCUAGAGUCAUGUGACUUCGCUACUGGAGUAUGUCCAUCAACCGGCUGUCGUCCCGGUUGGAGAGGGGCACUCUGCAAUGAAGUGUGUACAGACAGGACUUACGGCAGCAAUUGUAACCAACAGUGCGGCAACUGUACGGACGACGACCUGUGCGACAAGGAAAAUGGACGGUGUCCCAACGGUUGCAAGCCAGGAUACAAAUGGGAACAAUGCCAAACCAAAUGUGACCCCGGAAGAUAUGGACAAGGUUGUAGUUUUGAAUGUGGGAAGUGCAAAGAUGGCGCACCGUGCAAUCACGUGGACGGAUCUUGCCCAGACGGAUGCGUAAUUGGAUGGACUGGUGUGAACUGUGACAAAGAGUGUCCGAACGGUUACUAUGGUGACGCAUGCGUGAAAUCAUGCGGCCGAUGCAAGGACAAUGUCCCUUGUAACAAAGUCACUGGACUGUGUUCCGCUUGCGCCCCUGGCUGGAUUACGGAGUACUGUAAUACCAACUGCCCCAACGGCACCUUUGGUGCGGAAUGUAAUUCUCCUUGCGGUGCAUGUAAGGAUGCCGCUUACUGUCAACACGUGACGGGUGAUUGCCCGGAUGUAUGCGAACCCGGGUGGCAAGGCCUCAACUGUCUGACGGAAUGUGAGAACGGCACCUAUGGCGAGCGGUGUCAGGAAACAUGUGGUCAGUGCAAGGCGGGGACAACGUGUAACAAGGUGACGGGGGACUGUGAGGGUGGAUGUGGACCUGGCUUUAAAGGGACCCAAUGCAGGGAAACGUGUGACGCCGGGACGUUUGGUGACGCGUGUUCAUUGACGUGUGGUCACUGUGACACAGCCAGCUGUAAGUCGGUCACUGGCGCUUGUCCCUCUUGUCUGGCUGGAUGGAAAGGCGAUACUUGUACUGAGGAAUGCGAAGACGGCAAGCAUGGUCCUAAUUGCGCAAAUACAUGUGGUACGUGUCAGGAUGGUGUCCCCUGCAACAGGACAUCUGGAGUAUGUCCAACUGGCUGCAUGCCGGGCUUUACAGGACAAGACUGUACUCUAAGGUGUCCGGAUGGUAGUUAUGGAGACGGGUGUGCGACUGAGUGUGGACGUUGUCAGGACAGCGUCGCGUGUGACUACAUCACGGGGGUGUGCCCAGAGGGAUGUCAGCCAUCUUGGAUUGGAGACAAAUGUGAUAAAGAAUGCGACAUUGGUUACUAUGGAGACGACUGUAACAACACGUGCGGCCGUUGUGCGGGAGAAGGGGGAUGUGACAAGGUAUCAGGGGCGUGUCCGUUCAAGUGUCAGAAGGGUUUUACAGGUCUACUCUGCGUGGAACCCAUCGAUAUUAAAACACAGGAGGGAAAUAUGUCAAUGAUCCUUGCUGUCGUCUUCACUUUGGUGAUAGCGUUGGCGGUAAUACUCUGUGUCGUCGUUGUGUGUUGCUACAGAAGAAGGAGGGAGAGAAUAAAUAGAAACUCAAGCGAUAGGAUCCUGGAUCCGCUCGACGAUGGAGAUCCUUUCUCAAGAGCUGCUAAUGGCAAGGUUCCUAUAGCCUUUCAAAACCAGAUCUACAACACAGCUGGACGCGGUAGCGUGUUAUCUGUGCAGUCUGAAAACACUAAGCACCGCAGUGACCUCUUGUCCCAACUGGACCCAGUCCCGGACACCGAGUCCUCAUCUCUCGGCUUCAGCACCACGUCAAACACCACGGGGACGUCAGCCUUGACCCCGUCUAGGGUUCAGGCGAUCACCACAGAUGAAGACGGUUUUGACAUUGAAUCUGUCAAUUCAGAGUUCAAUUGGCCGAGCGAGGACAACACUUCAACGGCUUUCUCUGUGUAUGAGAUUAACGAACACAUUGAACUGAAAAUGGCGGCUGGAGGAUUUGAAAACGAAUUUUCGCUUCUUCCAAAUGGGUUAAGGAAGUCCCAUGCUAUUGGUCUACUUCCUGAAAACCAAUCCAAAAACAGAUAUCCAAGAGUGUUACCAUACGAUGACUGCAGAGUGGUUUUAUCACAAAGUGAUGGUACAGACGGGUCAAGCUAUAUCAACGCCAGUCACAUAGACGGAUACACAAUCAUGGAAGAGUAUAUAGCUACGCAAGGUCCAACAGCAGAAACUGUAAACGACUUUUGGAGAAUGUUGUGGGAGAGGAAUGUCUGCAAAGUGGUCAUGUUGGGUAGAACCAAAGAGAAUGGCAAGGUGAAGUGUCAGAAGUACUGGCCUGACAUCAAAGAUGGGAAGACGUACGGAAACCUCUCUGUGACGUGUAUCAAGAUGGUGAGCCGAGCUCAUUACACCGUCAGGGAGUUCUACGUCUACGACCACCAGGCUGCAGAGAAACGCGUGGUGACACAGUUCCAGUUCGCGUCCUGGCUAGCAGAUGACUUUCCAUCAACUCCUGCUCUCGUCGGCUUUAUCAAACACGUCAACAAGCUGGCCAGUCCUACCUGUCCAGUGGUGGUACAUUGCAGUUCUGGUGUCGGACGAACAGGAACCUUCAUUGCUAUAAACGCCAUGGUGGAACAAGCACGGGCGGAACCGGAAGUGGACGUCUUCAAGUUUGUGUGCAGAAUGAGGCUACACAGACCGGAAAUGGUCCGAACCAGGGUGCAGUAUGCCGGUGUCCACCUGGCCCUACAGGAGAUGUUGGCCAGCAAGGACACUCUCCUCAGCAGCGCGGAGCUCAUGGAGAAGUACCGGACACAGUCCUUCCGAUCUCUGUCAGCCAGUAGUCGCCCACGGGUCGAGUACCAGGUUCUAGAAAGUAUGCGACCUACGCUGAGUGAAGAAGACACUCAGUUUGCCCGGAGACAAGAAAAUGUUGAGAAAAACAGAUCAAUGAAUAUCCUGCCAGGCGUCCUACAUCGUGUACUUUUGAAAGGGACGACAAGAAACCCAAACCCGUACAUCAACGCUGUGUACCUACCGUCAGUGCUACACCGUCGGGGCUUCAUCGUGACCCAGCAGCCUCUGUUCCACAGUGUAGAACAGUUCUGGACCUUGGUUCAGGAGCAGGAGUCGGUGACCAUUGUAUCUCUCACUCCCCCUGAUCUCAACCCCGUCGACUUGAAGGACUAUGGCGAAUAUAUGCCUCUGAGGGAAGGUGAGGCAUUGUCGGUUGGAAAGUUUGAUGUUCUGUUGAAGUCUACCGUCAACACGAGGGAGGAAAUCCCAGAGAAAACUCUCAUCUUGCGAACUAAGGGCGAGGAUGACUUUACCCCAAGCCGUCACGUCAAGGUCUUCAGUGUACCCGACUGGUCAGCGAAUGAGGAUAUUCCCUCCAAUAAGUUGGUUCUUCUGUUGCUCCUGGAGAUGCUGGUCAAGCGGCAGAAGGACGCUGGACUGCACCCAAUUAUCGUCCACUGCUUGGAUGGUGCUAGCCGAAGUGGUUUAUUCUGUGCCGUGUCCAACAUCAUCAGCCGGUUAAAGAUGGACAAGGAGGUGGACAUCUUCCUGAUUGUCCGCGAGUUGCAGUGUAUAAGGCCGGCCAUCAUUACUUCCUCUAGCCAGUACACUUUCUGCUUCGAAGUUGCAAGGAAUUAUCUGAAAAAUCCUGAACCCCUGGCAUAACAUGAGCAUCACUGCUGGGUCUCACCGGCUUUCUCAGUGGAGGAAUCAGUGGGGUGGGGAUAUACACACUCGUGCAAUCUCACCCGCCCAAACCAGAUGAACAAGGUUCACCGACACAGAGUGAAAUGGACACAUUGAAUUGCACUUUAUUUAUUAGUCAUAGUAGAAGUAUAUUGUGUAAUAUGAAUUUCAUCAGCAUUGCAGAAGUUUUAAUAUCAUUGUUGUUUUCAGGAGAAUACCGGCGUGUGCCAAUUGGAUGCUUGUGGAGUGAGGGUUAAGACAGUAUAUUGAAAGAUGAAAAAUAAUGCUGAAAUAUUUGACUUAAGUAUUUAAUGUAAUUUAUUUGAUUUCAUAUUUUAAAUUGUCAUAUUAAGUUUACGUUUAACACAAUAUAACAUAGGUUAUGUGUGCCAAACAAGUUAUGUAAGUGUAAGAACAUAUUCAGCAUUAGAUAAUAACAAAACGAACUUGAACCUGACAAUGUGAAACUACACAGAGACAUCCUAUAUCAGUGUUGUCUGGGGGGGACGAGUUCUUGAUGCUUGAAUUGUCGCUUGACUAUAAUAUAGUUCUCAGUUUGUGCUAGCCAACUUGGUUGAAGUUAGCCGCAUACACAUCAUAUAUGAUGAUCUUUUAAUUACACAUGUAUACUGGACUACGUUGCAAAGGUCACGCAGGUGGUCGAGAAAAGGAAAUAAUAUGUGUAUAAAUAUGAAGGAAUAAGCAUGUGACAAACAUGUGUAUUUAAACCACAUUCUCCCAGUCACAUAUCUCAGAAUAUGUAUUUCCCAUCUCUGUACAAGAAAAGUGUGCCAUACUUUAAGGAGAGAAGUUUUAUAUUGUAUGCAAUGUUUCAUGACUUUAAUUCAUCACAGUAUCUGAUUGACUGUAUACGUAGCUUGGAAAUUUGGAGAUGUUAAAGCACUGCUAAAUUUUCUGGUGACAUUAUUUGGGGUCAAGUAUUACAAUUAUGUCGCGAUUUUGUACUCAAACCGUUAUACCCUUUACACAGAAGUGAUCCAGAUUUACAUGAUCUCAAAAGCUUUGGGUUUAGGGCAUUGUGUGAUACGUUAAGUGACGUUUAUACCUUUUGUACUUCAUAGCCCAGUGUGCUAUUCUUUGAACUGACGUAUUUGGCUAUGGUUGAAGACACAUUAAGAACUUGA
Molecule: messenger RNA, 6610 nt
Organism: Haliotis rubra (blacklip abalone)
Lineage: Eukaryota; Metazoa; Mollusca; Gastropoda; Lepetellida; Haliotidae
Exons: 41
Coding region: 150-5444 (1764 amino acids)
Biological process (GO): protein dephosphorylation
Molecular function (GO): scavenger receptor activity; protein tyrosine phosphatase activity
Source: RefSeq, a predicted model, not a curated record